Nicotiana tabacum (common tobacco) is the source of this 1089-nucleotide messenger RNA. Its product is annotated as reticulon-like protein B6. The record is from RefSeq and is a predicted model, not a curated record. Lineage: Eukaryota; Viridiplantae; Streptophyta; Magnoliopsida; Solanales; Solanaceae. Gene Ontology annotation, biological process: response to bacterium.
UAAUAAAGAAAUCCCCUCUAACUUUACUUGUUUUUACUGAAAAUGGCAGAGCACGCUGAGCAUUCAGAGUACAAAGAAGAAGAGUCGUUGAUCGAGAAAAUAGAAGACAAGAUUCACUUCGACCAUUCCUCGUUCUCGUCGUCGGAUUCCGACACCGAGAAGAAACCUGCGUCUGCGCCGGAGGCAGCGUCUCCGUCGUCAGUAAAGGCCACGAUUUGGCGGCUGUUUGGACGAGAAAAGCCGGUACACCAAGUGUUUGGUGGAGGCAAACCUGCUGAUGUAUUCUUGUGGAGAAACAAGAAGAUAUCUGCUAGUGUACUUGGUGGAGCCACUGCAAUAUGGGUUCUUUUUGAAUUGCUCGAGUACCACCUGCUUGGUCUAGUCUGUCACCUUUUGAUCUUCACCCUUGCUAUCUUAUUCUUGUGGUCUAAUGCCACAACCUUUAUUAACAAGAAACGUCCACAUAUCCCAGAAUUUCACCUUCUAGAGGAGCCGAUCCUUGAGAUUGCUUCUGCUCUGAGGAUUGAAAUUAACCAUAUUCUCCACGUGUUGCGAGAAAUUGCAUCUGGGAGAGAUCUUAAAAAGUUCCUUGCUGUAAAUUGCUCAGUCAUUGCCGGUUUAUGGGUCCUGUCCAUGCUUGGCAAUUGCUGCAACUUUUUGACACUGUUCUACAUAUCAUUUGUACUCCUCCAUACAGUUCCGGUUCUUUACGAGAAGUACGAAGAUAAAGUGGAUCCAUUAGCUGAGAAAGCCGUGCAGGAGAUCAAGAAACAAUAUGCUGUCUUUGAUGACAGGGUUUUGAGUAAAAUUCCCAAAGGGCCAUUAAAAGAUAAAAAGAAAGCGUAAAUGUGGCGAGCUACUAGUCUGGUAGCGAUAUUCCAGUUAUCACAAGUUUUCAGAAUUUACUGUAAUAUUUCUUGUGCUUACAUAGGCCUUUAGGCAUCUUACUUGUCUGCUUUUGUAACUUUAUUGCCUUUUGGGGUCUGUACUUUGCAAUCUUGAUAGCCGUCAGAAUUAGUUUAUGGGUUUUGUGUGCUUGCAUCUUUAGCUGCCGUUAUUCAAACAUGUUAAGGUACGUGUUUUGUUGAA